This is a messenger RNA of Mesitornis unicolor (brown roatelo), 938 nucleotides long. RefSeq names its product sodium bicarbonate transporter-like protein 11. Gene Ontology annotation, molecular function: solute:inorganic anion antiporter activity. The transcript is spliced from 4 exons. Gene Ontology annotation, cellular component: basolateral plasma membrane; plasma membrane. The record is from RefSeq and is a predicted model, not a curated record. Gene Ontology annotation, biological process: monoatomic anion transport; monoatomic ion homeostasis; transmembrane transport. The annotation marks the transcript as partial. Lineage: Eukaryota; Metazoa; Chordata; Aves; Mesitornithiformes; Mesitornithidae.
GUUGGUGAAGGGCACAGCGUAUCACUGGGACCUCCUGCUCGUCGCGCUGAUUAACACGGGGCUCUCGGUCUUUGGCCUCCCGUGGAUCCAUGCUGCUUUCCCUCACUCUCCAAUGCACGUCCGCGCCCUGGCCUACGUGGAGGAGAGGGUUGAAAACGGACACAUCUACGAGACGAUUGUGAGCGUGAAGGAGACCCGGCUGACAAGUCUAGUGGCAAACUUCUUGGUUGGCCUCUCGCUCCUGCUCCUUCCUUUCCCUCUCCAGUGGAUCCCCAAACCAGUCCUCUAUGGCCUCUUCCUCUACAUCGCGCUGACCUCCAUUGAUGGGAACCAGCUCUUUGAAAGGGUGGCUCUCCUGCUCAAGGAACAGACUGCUUAUCCUCCGACACAUUACAUCCGCAGAGUGCCCCAGAGGAAGAUCCACUAUUUCACAGGCUUGCAGGUCCUGCAGCUCCUCAUCCUCUGUGGUUUCGGCAUGUCACCGCUGCCCUACAUGAAGAUGAUCUUCCCACUCAUCAUGAUAGGGAUGAUCCCUAUCAGGUAUAACCUGCUCCCUAGGAUCAUCGAAGCCAAGUACUUGGAUGCUAUGGAUGCCGAGCACUAAACGGGGUCCUCUGCAUGCAGAGCAGCGAGGACAGCACUUUUGGAGCUGGAAGGAGGCUUUGCUGAGGCGUAGAACAAUCUCUCUGCAGUUCUUUCUCUCACCACUUUCUUUCUGCUCUAAAACAGCAUUGGUAAUGCACACAUAGCAAAGACCAGUCGAGCGUUGAAGUGUCAGACCAAAACAGCCUUGGACUUGGGAGGCCGAUGCUCUUUGGAGCCGUGAGCUUUAUGGAAAUGCUACUUUCCACAUCCCAAAACUGGAAACCCCAAAGAUCAGCAUGUCCGUGCAGCUGGAGCAUGCGUUCUCAGAGUUGUUGUGUGUUCCCUUGUUUGAG